Naegleria lovaniensis is the source of this 1800-nucleotide messenger RNA. RefSeq lists its product as uncharacterized. Lineage: Eukaryota; Heterolobosea; Eutetramitea; Acrasida; Naegleriidae. Gene Ontology annotation, molecular function: protein binding. The transcript has a single exon. The record is from RefSeq and is a predicted model, not a curated record. Bases 1 to 1800 code for a protein of 599 amino acids.
AUGAAUCCACAACAACACUCUGAAUUUUCUUUCUCUCCUUCUCAAAAGAAGACGAAAUUAUCACAUCAUAAUGAACAAGAUAUUCAUGAAGAAAUUCUCUCUCCUGAAAUUCGUAACAUGAAGACUCAACCCAUUCUCGCAGCAGACACUUUGGUAUGGAUCGGAACCUACUUGGAUAUCAUUGAUGUUUUAAAAUCCAUGUCUGGAGUUUGUAAAUAUUGGAAUCAAGUCUGUGCAGGUGAUGUUUUAUGGAGAAUGAUCUUUCAGAGAGAAUUGGGUCCAAUGGAUUGGUUUUUACAGAAAUUAAAUCAAAAUUUACGGAAUGCCAAUUCGGGUUCUUCUUUCAAGAUUUGUCCCAUGAAGUCUUAUCGUACAUUGUUUGAUCAGAAUGAAGAUCAUUCUCAAAGUACCAAAAUUUCAUACAAGAUCAUUACGGAAGAACAUGAACAUUUUGAAACGUAUGAAUGUCGACCUGGCUAUGCUACGGAUAGUGAUCAGGAAGAUAGGGUCAAGACUUCUACAAUGAGAAGGAAGAAUUUGAAAUUCUUGGAUGAGAAACAACAACAACUAACCGAACAACCGGAAAACAACAGACAAAAGAAGAAAUUACUUGUUGCUGAAUCUCCUGAGCUUUCCAUGGACAUGAUUCAACAAGUGUUGCAAGAUUGUUUUGGAGAAGAUCGAAUUUGGUUGAAUUUAUUUAAAUUAGUUGUUUCCUUGAUUCCCAUUCAGAAUUACAAAAUGAUGACUGAAAAACAAAUUAUUCAACCUCUUCAAAAUAUUGUGCCAUUGAAUUCCUCCAAAAACAAUGCUAUGGAUGAUGAAGAGGAUUAUACCGACGAGGAAGAAGCAGAGGAGGAUUCGGAGGAUUCAGAUGAAUCAAAAACAGCAGAAAGCACAAACCCUGAAGAAUUCUUUCAGAAGGAUUUUGUAUUUAAGGGUAGACAUGAUGAAGAGUCUUGGCACAACCUAAUGUCAAAAAAUUAUUGCUAUUUUACUGUGAGAUUGGAUGAAAUGGUGAAACGAAUCGAGUCGAGCAAAGUGGAACAUGCUUCCCUCUUGAGAAAGGCGUUAUAUUUUGAUAUCAAGACUCACAAACUUGCUGUUAUUUUAAGCAUUUUCGAUCGACAUGGAUUGAUAUUGAGAUAUUUCGGAUCUCCUAAUGGUGACGACUCGACUAAGAACUAUUUGAAUACCAUCAGUGACCAGCUUGCCGUUCAUGUUCAAAAUGUUUUCAACUAUGACCUCUACGCGAAAAAGAAUCCAGCACUUCCAAGAACUCCUUACAUUGCAGAGUGUGCUCAGAUGUGUGUUGGUGUAAAGACAAGCUACCAUCUCAUAUCUGUUUUGAAAUUUUGUUUCAGUGUGUUGUGUGAAAAAGAAGACUUGAUUUAUCAACCAUCCCUAGCUCUUCAGGAGAUUAACAAGGAUCAACCUGCCAAAACAAUAUGGUAUGAUGAUCGAUUAGUGAAUUCCAAGUUACCACUUGAAAAGAGCAUUGCAGUUGGUCCACUCACACAAGAUGCAUUCAUGCCCUUUUGUAAAUAUUUGUUGAUGGAUCGACCAGUUUUUGAUAGAUAUUCGUAUGGAGUGUCACGUGUUUCAGCGAAAAUGGAUGGAAAACAGCAGAAAGCUCAUUUUGCUUGUGGAAAACCUGGAUGGUGUUGUGGAUUCUGGAAUGCCAAUUUUUAUUGGUAUAAUGCAGCAAAAUUCUCCACGGAAAUUAGCAAGUGUGAUGAUGGUCAUGCAAUUUUGAAAGUAGAGCAAGAUCAAUCCAACAUUUUGCACAAUUUGUGUUAA